CCGACCGCCUCCCCUCCUAGGCUACCGGGGCUUAAGCUUCCCUGGCCCCGCGCCCUCACUCCUCUUCCCGCGAAGACGCGGGUGCACCCUUUCCCGCCCCCAUCUCUGAAAUGAGGUGGUGCCUGUGUUUUUGCACACCCUGGGGAAAGUCCCCGGGUCACGCGGUUGUGUGUGUGUGGGAGCCUGUGACGCUCAGGCUGGUCUCCACGCUUCCGCCUACAGAGUCACGACUAGCAACCGUGGCGAAGGCACCCGGAGGGCGGGCCGACCCCCGCCAAGCCAGUUGAGCUGGCGGGCGAGCGGGCGGGACGCCGCGCACGUAUGCACGCACGCACGCACACUUCGGCCCCCGCGCCUCAGGUUCCUCAGCUACGAGGGGCGCGGUCACGUGGGGCCCUUCGCCGGGCAGCUGGCGCGGGAAGCCGCGCGAGAGCGGGCCGCGGGGUGCGUGAGCCGGCGCUGCCGCGUGACGUACGCGGCGCGGGAGGCGCCCCUCCCGCACGGAGAAGUCGGCCGCCUGCCUGCCGCGGCGGCCUCUGGAGCCACAAUGGACACAGCUAGCCAUAGCCUUGUCCUUCUGCAGCAGCUGAACAUGCAGCGAGAAUUUGGUUUUCUGUGUGAUUGCACCGUUGCUAUUGGAGACGUCUACUUCAAAGCCCACAGAGCAGUGCUUGCUGCUUUUUCUAACUAUUUCAAGAUGAUAUUUAUUCACCAAACAAGUGAAUGCAUAAAAAUACAACCAACUGACAUCCAGCCUGACAUAUUCAGCUAUUUGUUGCACAUUAUGUACACGGGGAAAGGGCCAAAACAGAUUGUGGACCAUAGUCGUUUGGAGGAAGGGAUUCGAUUUCUUCACGCCGACUACCUUUCUCACAUUGCAACUGAGAUGAAUCAAGUGUUCUCACCAGAGACUGUGCAGUCCUCAAAUUUAUAUGGCAUUCAGAUCUCAACGACCCAAAAAACAGCUGUCAAACCAGGGCUGGAGGUCAAGGAAGCUCCUUCCAAUAACAGUGGAAACAGAGCUGCUGUCCAGGGUGACCACCCCCAGUUGCAGCUCUCUCUUGCUAUUGGGUUGGAUGAUGGCACUGCAGACCAGCAGAGGGCCCAUCCUGCCUCCCAGGCCUUGGAAGAGCACCAGAAGCCCCCAGUGUCCAUCAAGCAGGAGAGAUGUGACCCAGAAUCUGUGAUCUCCCAGAGCCGCCCCUCACCCUCAUCAGAGGUGACAGGCCCCACUUUCACCGAAAGCGGUAUCAAAAUACACUUAUGCCAUUACUGUGGGGAACGUUUUGAUUCCCGUAGUAAUCUAAGACAGCAUCUCCACACCCACGUGUCUGGAUCCCUCCCAUUUGGUGUCCCUGCUUCCAUUCUGGAGAGUAAUGACCUUGGUGAAGUGCAUCCACUUAAUGAAAAUAGCGAGGCUCUUGAAUGCCGCAGGCUCAGCUCCUUUAUUGUCAAGGAGAAUGAGCAGCAGCCCGACCUCUCAAACCGGGGUGCCACAGAGCCUUUGCAGAUCAGUCAAGUGUCUUUGAUCUCCAAAGACACUGAGCCAGUGGAAUUAAACUGUAAUUUUUCUUUUUCAAGGAAAAGAAAAAUCAGCUGUACCAUCUGUGGUCAUAAGUUUCUCCGAAAGAGCCAAUUGCUGGAGCACAUGUACACACACAAAGGCUUUCAGCAGGUGAUCUUGCACAAGUGGAUUUACAGAAGUCUAUCGGGUAGAAGAAAGACGGAGAGGGAAAAUGCACUCCCUGUUUCCACAAGACACCCUUCUGCGUGCACACAUCAAAAGUGACAAUGCUGCUCUGCUUCUUCAGCUGCUGACAAUUUCUCCAGAAUCAAUGCAGAUUCUUUACCACUGAGACACCUGAACUUUCCUGAGACCGAAACCAGCAGAGCUGGAAGUGGAUUUGGCUUUAACGUUCUGUACUUCUGACUGUAAUACUGCCUCCUACCGCCUUCUUACUGUACUGAAAGAAGCUCCAAAAGGAGAUGUAUUGAUUUCUUUUACUUGCGUACUGGCUUAGUUCACUAUUUCAAUCCCGUUAUUGCAGGUAAGAAAAAGCUGCAGAUAUACUGGUUGGCCAGAAAGUUCAUUUGGGUUUUUCUGUACAUCUCAAACGAAUUUUCUGGCCAACCAAAUAGGCUACUGGGCAGAUCUGUGGGGGAAACCUGGGCACAGGAUCAAUGCAGACUUCAGGCCAGAGUCCAAACUAACUAACAAAGUCAGUCCAAAUCAUGCCCGUAACCUUUCCUCUACUUCCCAAUUAGCAAUUUUCCUCCUAAAACAUGUAUGAAACCUGUAAGACAGGAAGGAUCUGAAAAUUAAUUCAUCUCAAAGCGUAAAUAAUCAGCCAUAAAAAGGAACCCAUUUGAGUUAGUUCUAAUGCGGUGGAUGAACCUAGAACCUAUUAUACAG
Capra hircus (goat) is the source of this 2413-nucleotide messenger RNA. RefSeq names its product zinc finger and BTB domain containing 25 (gene ZBTB25). The transcript has 6 exons. Gene Ontology annotation, molecular function: DNA-binding transcription factor activity, RNA polymerase II-specific; RNA polymerase II cis-regulatory region sequence-specific DNA binding; protein binding. Gene Ontology annotation, biological process: regulation of transcription by RNA polymerase II. The record is from RefSeq and is a predicted model, not a curated record. Bases 548 to 1789 code for a protein of 413 amino acids. NCBI's taxonomy places the organism in Eukaryota, Metazoa, Chordata, Mammalia, Artiodactyla, Bovidae. Gene Ontology annotation, cellular component: nucleus.